AAAUGAUGUAAAUAUAAGUCUUAAUGAAGAGGAUAUAAAUUUUAAAUUGCAAAUGCUAAUUCUAGGCACAUGCUUCAGAUUACCAGAAUUACAUAGAGAUGGCGAAAUUUUGAUGAGCCAAAUUCUAGAGACAAAGAGAAAAUCAAUCAAUUUUGAAUUUUGGAAAGUGGUUUUAAAUCAUUUAGUGAAAAAAUCUUUAAUCGAUAAUUCGGAUGAUUUAAACAUUCACCAAACUUGGGAAGUGUUUGUAGAUUGGAGGAACGAACAUUUCGGGUUUGAUAAAGACUUAUCGCGUGCAUUUUCUGUAUCUUCACCUACUCUCAAGACAACCACAAAACCAUCAACCAAGCAUUCACCGUCAUCCACUUCUUUAAAUCAAGCAUCAGUUUCAUCAGAACAAAGUAUUACUAUAAAACUACCACAUCCUCCAUAUCGCGUGAAAGAUAUCGAAGUUGGCUAUAUUUAUAUCAAAUAUUUAAUUCGUAAGAAGGAAUUUACACUAUUUAAAGAAGUUCUAAACCAUUUAGUUUUAAAUUUCCAUUCACUUUCAUCGCCAAUUACUCUUGAUCAUAAGUCAACAAAUCCUUCAAUAGACAUUUCGCUUCUUGACAUUAAUGUAUUAGAAGAAUUCGCAUAUAUAUCUUGGAAACAAAAUAAUUUUGAUAAUUUAAGAUGGUUACAAAAAAAUAUUAUCGAUAGAGUCAACAUAGAUUCUUAUUUGAAUCCACCUGCAAAUUCAGUCCUAAAUUACAACGUAGACAAUGCUAAAUUAGAAAGUUUUAAAACUCUUUCAAGAUGGUUAAAAAAUUGUAUGAAAAUGUCGACUAGUAAAGAUAAUUCACCUUCUUCAUCCACACAAGCGAUAUUUAAAAGUUUAACUCAUCUUGCAAACAUUACUAACAGAAAAUCGCCUAGGAAAUAA
Molecule: messenger RNA, 922 nt
Organism: Racocetra persica
Lineage: Eukaryota; Fungi; Glomeromycota; Glomeromycetes; Diversisporales; Gigasporaceae
Source: the annotation of a GenBank genome assembly